AUGGCGUUUGUAACCCAGCAUCAGGUCCAACAGUUCCACAAGGAUGGCUUCCUUGUCCUGGAGCAUUUUUUCACUGCAGAGGAGUGUGACAGCAUGAGGAACCAGAUUCAGAGAAUCAUAGCGGAGAUGGAAGUGCCGCUGCACUGCCGCACCGAGUUCUCCACCAAGGAAGAGGAGCAGCUCCAGGCGCAGGGUAGCUCGGAUUAUUUCCUAACCAGUGGAGACAAGAUUAGAUUCUUCUUUGAGAAAGGUGUUUUGGAUGAGAGAGGUAACUUUCUAAUUCCAAAGGAGAAAUCCAUCAGCAAGAUUGGCCACGCUUUACAUGCUUAUGAUCCUGUCUUCAAGCAAAUCACCCACUCCUCCAAGGUGCAGGAAUUGGGAAGAAAACUGGGCCUUGAGAGACCAGUAGUUGUGCAAAGCAUGUAUAUCUUCAAGCAACCUGGCAUUGGCGGUGAAGUGACCCCGCACCAGGAUGCCACCUUCCUGCACACGGAGCCUCUGGGCAGGAUCCUGGGGUUCUGGAUCGCCCUGGAGGAUGCCACGCGGGAGAACGGCUGCUUGUGGUUCAUUCCCGGCUCUCACGCCG
Messenger RNA from Phaethon lepturus (White-tailed tropicbird), 586 nucleotides. RefSeq names its product phytanoyl-CoA dioxygenase domain containing 1 (gene PHYHD1). The transcript has 8 exons. The annotation marks the transcript as partial. The record is from RefSeq and is a predicted model, not a curated record. NCBI's taxonomy places the organism in Eukaryota, Metazoa, Chordata, Aves, Phaethontiformes, Phaethontidae.